Medioppia subpectinata is the source of this 1881-nucleotide messenger RNA. The record is from the annotation of a GenBank genome assembly. Lineage: Eukaryota; Metazoa; Arthropoda; Arachnida; Sarcoptiformes; Oppiidae.
AUGAAGUUUAUCAGUCGAAAACACCAAGAUAAUGGCCGAAAUUUCACAGCAAUUACUUGUGAUUCGUGUAAAUCAUUCUUUAGGAGAACUGCCCUUAAAAAUAAGACCUGGGACCAAAUUAUAGACAACAAUUCAAUGUUAUAUCCUAUGGUAUCCAUGUUUAAUGAGGAUUGCAAUGAAACUGAUGUUACAGACAAUUCAAUCACUGAUAAUACGGUUGCCAUCAAUAGUGUAUCAGAAAUACAAUCCUCGUUCCCAUUGAUUCCCAUAUUUAAAUCGCUAACAGAUUAUAACGGAUUAAAUCAAUUGGAGUCAAACCGUAUAUUAGAGCUGUUCAACGCGUCCCGUGUUAUAGACGCAAAUUUUCCGACGCCUAAAAAUGUGGUCAAUAUAACCGAUAGUAAAGUUUUGCUCCGUUUUUCGGGAUCCAUAGCUGAAGAGCACAUCAAAAAUAUUGUCACUUUUCUUAAAGGCAUAAAUGGUUUUAAGGAAAUGUGCAAACAUGAUCAAUUUGCAAUCACCAAAUCCGUUAGUUUUAAUUUGAUGUUGGCCAGAUUCUGGUCCCAGUUUGAUAGUCUAUCAAAUAGCUAUAUCAUGCCUUUGGAUUUACAAAAUGCAAUUUGCAUUCAAUUAGGGCUAUGGUCUCAGGGAACCGAUAACAACGUUAUGGAAACUAACUUAAAGCAAUUUCUCGCCAGAUUUGUAUCCCUGGUACAAAAGGACGUGACUCGAACAACAACUUGUUGGUCGGAAUCUGAAGCCCAGACAAGACUACAGAAUCUGAUAAAUUACGGCUCAAUCACAUGUAAAUCAUGUCGAGUGUUCUUCUGGCGCGCCAUCACAAACAAUAAGGUAUUAAAGUGUCCGUCAAAAGGCAUGUGUAGUAUAGAUAAGGCGUUUCGUAGCAUUUGUCCCAAUUGUCGGCUAAACAAAUGUUUUACAGUCGGAAUGAAAAAGGAGUUUAUCAAAAGUGAAGAGCAAAAUGAGACCAAUUGUCAAUUGAAUGCCACUAUCAAUAGGAAAGGUGUCGAUUGCACUGAUAUUAUAGAGUUUAAAAACAAUGAUAACAACAAUAAUUUUGAUGAAAUUGAGGACUUAAUUACCGAAACACUGAAUAUUAGUACCGAUGGACUCGAGGAGCAAAUGAAUGAAAUUGAAAACUGUUUACAAACAAAUUGUAUGGACACUAAUAAUAAACUAAUAUCACUAAAACAUGGUAAAAACAAGUGCCAGGACUCGGCCCUAAUGCCCAUAAUCCCUGUCCUAACCGAUCACAAGGGCUGGAAUCAAAUGGAGACCAUAAAGUUGUCGGAACUGUUAACUUCGUCCCAUGUGUUCAGUUACCCGAUGGCCGACACCCGACAUAUCAUUAGAGAUAAGAUUGAGUUUUUCCGUGUAUUGUCUCAAUACACGGAAAAUAGUAUAUCGGAUGUGGUCAAAUUCACCAAGGGCCUUAAUGGCUUUACAAACAUCUCGGCCGCCGAUCAAUACAUCUUGAUUAAGCAUGGUUGUUUUGAGCUGUUGGCCCUGCGCUAUCUGGUCUAUUACGAUCACCAGUGGGAUAGAGAUCCGAUCAUCAUGGAUUUGUUAACAGCAAUUAUAUUGUUUAAUCCGAGCCGUCCAAUGCUAAUACACAAUCACUAUGUUAAACUCGAACAACAACUGUAUAUAUAUUUACUGCAAAGAUAUCUACUAUUGAAAUAUCGCUCGGAAUCUGAAUCCCAAAGAAAAGUACAACAUUUAAUGCAAUCGUUAACUCAUUUGAAACGUAUUGCAAAAUCAAAAGUACCGUUUGAAUUGAACGCAUCUAGCCAAAAUUAUGGUCAAUUGACGUGUGAAUCGUGUAAAAUGUUUUUCAGGCGAAUAUGCUUUAAAGCUAAG